ACGCGACAUUGAACAUCAACACAAACAAUUGCCACUUCUCACAUCAAACCUACUCUUCAAAUCUCAUACCCAACUUACAUAUCCCACCAAUCCCACAUACACAACAUGUCUGGACAAUCAAACGUCGGCAACAGCCAGGUCUACGAGGCCGGUGACCAGGUCACCCGCUCCAACGCCGAAAUUGAGCAGGAGAAGAAGGAGAACCGCUUCCACGAAGGCAAGGAGAACUCACACAAGGCCCAAGACUCCAAGGACGAGCGAACAAUCGCCAACAAGCUCGAACGCGAGGAGAAGCGUGAAAACGAGAAGGAGGAGAAGUCUCUCGAGGACCGCCAGCGCGAGAAGGAUGCUACUCUGCCAGCACGUGCACACGGCAACGAGCCCUCCAAGGGAGCGAAGAUUGAUCAGGAGUUGAAGGAGGAGGAUGAGGCCAUGCUCAAGAAGAAGGGCGCAAACUAAAAUCAUCGUUCAAGGAUGAUUCGAUACCCCGCAGCCACAUACUUGCGUGUUUGGAGUUUUGAGGGCAUAGUGUAGUUAAUGAUAGGAUUGACGAUUGAACGUCUCCACGAGAGCCAGCCUGGAACACGGCCAAGGCAUGAAUGAAAACUAUUACCACUUUAUA
Molecule: messenger RNA, 622 nt
Organism: Pyrenophora tritici-repentis Pt-1C-BFP
Lineage: Eukaryota; Fungi; Ascomycota; Dothideomycetes; Pleosporales; Pleosporaceae
Product: Transformer multi-domain protein
Source: RefSeq, a predicted model, not a curated record